This is a messenger RNA of Dermacentor andersoni, 3644 nucleotides long. RefSeq lists its product as uncharacterized. The record is from RefSeq and is a predicted model, not a curated record. Lineage: Eukaryota; Metazoa; Arthropoda; Arachnida; Ixodida; Ixodidae.
CCGGCGCGCCAACAACUGCGACCGAGAAACUCCUGCUUUGCCGAUCGAACAGCGAGCUUGCUGCCUUCGGCCAGCCUGUCUCUUCGGGAAACUUUCUGGGAUAGCGUGCAUCUCAGCAGUCUGGAAUACGUACGUCUUAGCGCACGCCGUGUGUUGUGAACCGCAGAAAUGGUCACGAGUUCUCGAUUCAAGCAAGGUGUUUGUUGUCGUCGCAGUAUCGGUUUAAUCGCACUCACUUGGAUUUGGAACUUACCCGGAAUCGUUGGCCAAGCGGACUACGAGGACAAAAGGGGCCCAAAUACGCCACUUCGCCUGAACGUCUUGGAAGGUGAGCCGACGUCACUUCCGUGCCCCAUCAACAUGGCAACCCGCGAGCCAAUCUCAGCCGUCUGGUUCCACGUCUGGACCCACACCUACAAAGAAUAUGGCAGCUCACCGUACUACACCAACGGCCACCUGCAGGCGAAGAGGGUUUACGCGAUCGAAGCGCCUGAACCGUCUGCCACGGCGUUAGGAGGAACUGGCGGCCUGGUGGACGGAAUGCACUGGAAGCGACCAUCUUGGUCGGGCAGGGCGUUCUUCUCGCUUCUCAGCGACCCGCCUGCUUUGCGGCUUAACCGCUUGGAGCGCUCCGACAGCGGAAACUACGACUGCAACGUCACCUACCGCGACAACGUCACUUCUGCCACUGUAGUGGUGACGGAGUCCCGCGUGGAGCUUUUCGUGGCCGCGCAGGCAUGCCCGCCUCUCAUCAAAGACGCCAGGGGCGCAACGAUCAAGGACGUGGCUGGACCGUACGCCGAGGGAGAGGCCGUGCGACUGACCUGCGAAAUAGAAACGUGUGACCACGACGUCACGCUCACGUGGUACCAGAACGGCACGCAGCUGAGGACGGCCCACGGAACAGUGGCGACAUCCGACGGUGGCUGGAAAAACCUAGUCACCGUGGGCCCCCUGAGUCGCCACGAUGUGCACACGAACAUCACCUGCCUCGCCACCAGCAACGUCUCGCUACCCGGAUCGACCACGGUGCUUCUCGAUCUAUACAUGGCACCAACGGCAGUUACCAUCUGGAGCUGGUCCACGCAGCAGACUGACGCUCCUUCAGGGUGGAUCGGCCUGCCCGGCACAGCAACGCAGCGCGAGCCACCGAAUAAGACCGCCGCAGCGGAUGGGGUCGUCGGCUUCAGCAAUCCGUGGUCCGCGGACGGCAAGGUGGCAAGAAGUGAAGCUGUGGCACCUUCCGAACGCUUCCCCACGAAGCCCAGGAGCUUCGAGUGCGAAGCCACUGGUAGCCGCCCGGCGGCAAACGUCACGUGGUUUAUGGACGGCACGGCAGUGGACCCGGCUUUCAGCCGAAGCGUGACCGAGGGCAACGUGACCACGAGCAUGCUUCUCCUGCCGGCGUCGGCCCAGUCCGGCAGGCUGCUCGAGUGCCGCGCCAUCAACGGCAACCUGCCCGAGAGCCGAGGCGUGCUCAGCCGCUUCCUCAAAGUGGACAUGUCACACAAGACGGAGGUGAGUAUUAGGCUUGGUGCGGGCCUCAACGCCAGCCGCAUCGUCGAAGGCGUGGACGUGUACAUGGAGUGCUCGGUGCUGGCUGCCUCCAAGGUCACAGAGAUCACCUGGCGUCGCGACGGGAUCGAAAUCAAGGGGUUCGCCGGCGGCGAAGGCUCGUCCGACGCUCUGGUCACCUCGCGCUACCUGGUCGUCCGAGGAGUGACCGUCGACCAGACCGGACGGUACACCUGCACGGCCAACACUGCUGACGGCGAGAGCGUGGAGAGCGCCCCGCUGGAGGUCCGCGUCAGACACUUGCCCCGGUGCGGCGUACGAAGCGAAACGCUCCUAGCGGCGGCCAAACGAGCCACUGAACGUGACCUGCGACGUGAGCGCGGAUCCCGGCGAAGGGCUGCGCUUCUUCUGGAUCGUCCAGGACGACACCGGCAAGAGGCGUCACGUGACGCGGAGAAAGGGUGCCACCGGAGCCGAGGAGGUGGACUUCGAAGACCCGCCACCGGAAGUGCAGGACUCGAACCGGCUUGAAGUGCAAGUCGACGCACACCUGUUUCACGCGACGCUCCUCUGCUGGGCGAGAAAUAGCGUGGGCACGCAGCGAGAGCCUUGCAGACACCGGUUCCAAUUGAGGCGCGAGCGAGCAUCCAGCCUUGAAUGCGUGGUGGGCAACUACACGGACACGUCGUUCUCAGUCACGUGUACGUCGCGUCGACGUGGCCAUGCAAGGAGCGGCGUCGACGACUACGGAGCGGCGAAGGCCCGGUUGCGCAUCGAGCUGUUCGAUGCGACGGCGGGUAACCGCUCGGUGCGGGGCUUCUGGGUCGCGACCCAGCUUGGCAGCGCAACCGGCGCCGGCGGUGACCCGCAGUUCCUGACGGGCCUCAAACCGGCUACGGACUACCUGGUGGUGGCGCGACUAGAACCGGAAGCGAACGUGUUCGCCACUUACCUCAGGACCCUGGCGCCAGCCCAGACUGUCAGAGAACGGGAAGAACGCGCCUCGAUGGCGGAUAGCACAACCAGGGUGCCUCACAUGAUGACUACGAUCGCCGUCAUCGUUUGCAUCGUUGCGACCGCCACGUUAGGCUUAGCAGCCACCUGCACAGCGCUGUGGUUCAAGCACCACAGGAGAUCGCGACUGCUGAGAGCCGCCGCGGCUCAGGAGCACGCCGAACACAAGGCGUACCUGGCCGCAGACGCUUCGUGCAGCUGAUACUGCGGACACAAGCGGAAUGCGUUUGCCCUGAUCACUCUCAUAGUUUCCUCACAUUCACUCUGUUCGCACCUUAAUGUCCUUACCAACAGUGUCGCUCACGAUGAAACAUCGCAAGGACGAUACCUGCCUUCUGUUUCAAAUGUGUGCUUCAUCACCCUUCUCGACAUUGUGCGUCCUUAGAUGCGUUAAAACGAAGCUUUACCUCAGGUGCCUCAAUCUAAAUACAGUAAAACCUCGAUAUAACGAAGUUGAAGAGUGAGCCUCAGUUACUUCGCUAUAUCCAUUAUUGCACGUACUGUGCUAGGAAGCUAUAUAAUGAUUUUAACGCUAAUUUCACGUGCUUCGAUCAUGAGGUCCAUUAUUUCGUUAUAUCCGGUUUCGUUAUAACAAGGCUUCACUGUACAUGGGGACGGAGAAAUUGUUUUUCUUGGCAAACACAACGUAUAUUUUGAUGAGGUUUGUUGCAUUUAUAUAUAAGAGCCAUGCAUAUUGACUGCUUGGAGUGAAAUUGUUAUUUGGGUUGUCAUUGUUUAUACGAAAAACCUUGAAUACUGCAAAUUAAAUAAAAAACAUCAAAGAUCUGCUCUAUUAGAUUUAGCGCUUUAUAUCAUCAAUAAAAAAUAUAUCAGAACGCGGACCACUGAACUCAUUCAUACAAGUAAAAUGAAAAAAAUCACUGUAUUGUACAACGCUGUACUAUAUACCUCUAAUUUGCCGGUAGAGAUUUUUCAAAAGUGUCGUAAGCAUGGCAGCAACAUCACGUAAACUGCAAACCUAUGUAACAAAUUUGCUCGCUUUUGAUGUUCCAUCAAAUAAAGUGUGGAGCAGUGCGAUAUGCGUAUUUGGUACAGAGUUAUGGAUUUGUAAAAAAGUCUCCUUGAGCUUUCUUUCCUACAAUUCUUCAGCACUU